CUGGUUUUAAUAUAAUAACGUGAGUCCUCGUUCGUUCUUUUUAUAUAUGUAAGAGCCGGCCGCAUGUAAUUUCGAUGGAAAGGUGUGAUCCCGGGAUUAAAUUUACGGCUAGGGACACUAAAGUGGCACGAUACUAUAUGGCCUCAUGUCCUUCUGUUCGGUCAUCAAAUAAUCAGUGUUGCGAACGAGAAGUAUUGACCCAUCUUGAUUUACAUAUCUCGAAUUUUUGCUGUGCUUACGCAAAAUAAGUUUCGUUUUUGAUCCACAAAAUCUGUCGUGGGUUUGCCUUCCUGUAUAUCGCUUUUCUUUUUGAGUCUUAUCCGAGUUAAUGGUUAGUUGUAAGUUUUCCUCAAAUAUCUUUGCGCGUAUAUAUUUGGUGCCCACUUGUACUAAUAUUUAUGCGUUGAACUGAUAAUAAUUUCCAUUCGGUUUUCAUGGUUUCUCACGUCGAGGCUAGUUUUAGUAUAUCUUAACUUUUUAUGAUAUCCGCUCUUACUAGUUCUGAGCAUAUUUUUUCACGGUCAUAAGCAGUUGCUAGGAUUUGCCUAACAACUGUUAUUUUACCAUGGCCAGCAAUUACGCCUGACGAUGAUCUGAAUGCCGUUUUCCUGUCACUUGCGACAGGCGGUGGAACAAACGCAAAGCAUUCAAAAUUCUUAGAGUAACUGCUCACAACAGACUUGGUAAGUCAGGUCUUAAUUGGGUGUGUGGUACAUACAACAGGAGUGCUGCGAGUUUGCUGAGCAAUAUCAUCAUUCUCUUGACAGGUCUGUGGGAAGAAUAGUUAGCGAUUCUUAAAAUGGCAGUGCUGAAACGAAUAAACAAACAGACUUGCAGUACGGUAGAAAAGGGAGUCUUAGAUAAAAUUAGUCUAGGUGGAGCAACUCAGCACCUCCAUGACAUUGAUAGUGUUAGACUCCCAGUACACUCGUGUCCCACAGGAAGGACUCCCAAACUGAAACUUUAGUCCUCAGAACUUCCUCUGUAAGCGACUGGACCCUCGUCAAGUGUUGAAACGCAUCAAACGCCACCGUCAAAAAUGCUGGACAGCCCAGAUAUUGUAAGAAAAUCAGCUAAUGGAUCGGUCGUGUAAUAUAUUCCCAAGAUUGUCCAACCAGCCAGACCGCAAUCUAACUCAUUAAACGGACCCUAACCUUAAUGUACUCAAAACCCGGAAAGCAAUCACGGUUCGCGAUGAUUCUCUCAUAAUUUGAGCUUCCUUUCAGUCUACAGAACGCAAACGACAGACGCUUUAGAAAGAGCUAAACAGGAAUCCCCAAACCCCUAAAUUAAGCCACUAACGGUUACACAAAUUACUCUGGUGGGGGAUACCAAACAGCAAAAUAGCCUAAAACUUGUGUGACGUCCGCCACCAGUGUCGAUGUAGAGGACUUUCUACUGGCCAGUCACUUGUUGAAAUCAGGAAGGGAUAUAGAAAUACUGCAUGAUAUGCUAUAUUCUAAGAGCAGUCUAACCAGGAAAAUCCCUAAAGAAUCUUGCUCCACGUUUUUUCGUGGGAGAAGUGUUAUUGUGCAAGGUGUUCCAACAAGCACACACUGAUUAUGCAGACCAUGAUAUCCUGGAGUGGAUUGAACUUGAAGCUGACAUAUUGGCCCAAAAAGCGCCACGAUUAUCUUAGAAGGACGGGGAUUCCAGACCCCAGCUAAUAAAGAUAACAUCCCCAUCCUCCCGAAUGGCGGCUGCCACUCUCGAAGCAUCUCGUGCCGACAGACGCCGGUUACCAUCUGGAAUCCGUAUGCAUCGGGACAGGCCACAUGACGCAGUUCAACUAACCUUAUUUUUACCUAUCAAAUUCCGAGAAAUCAUUUUCGUUUGUGAACUUACAUGGUGUUAUAAUCUCUUUCUUACGGUUGAUCCAGCUAUUCCUAUUGCAUAGUAUUCUCGGACACCGAUUCACUCGACAAGUCCCCAAAUCAGAACACGGUUCAACAGAAAAGAGAUUAUAUUCCAAAUAACAAGGUUAGAUGGAAGUAAGAAGCACAAUAGGGAAAACGUUAGUAUAUUUAUAGUUUUUUACAUGGGAAGAUUCUAGAGUAUUCUCUAAGUAUUGACUAGUGCUGAUUGAAUAAGAAUUAGCCACUCACCGUUCACCAAAGCAAUCGUGCAUUGAGCAUGUUUUAAUCCAGUCUAUGUCCCGCUAACACAUGGUAAAUUUAAUAUCAUCUUAUCCUUCCAACUUAACCAUUUUCGUCAAUUAUUAUCAAAAUAGGACGCAACGUUAGUGUACAUCGCCCCAGUAUGGCAAGAUAAGAAGCGCAAUAUGGUAUAUAUAGGCAUGAGUAAUAUUUCUUUCACUGCUGCAUAAAUUUACAGUUUGAACCAACGUAUCUUUGUGCGAAGCUCCUUGUUAGUGGGUCCCUAUUCUAUUGUUCUGCGAUAACCAAUUUUUUGAAAAAAUUGAAGAAAAACAACUGUACAUUCACACAAAUCAACUUAAUAGAAUCUGGGUGAUCAUGUUUGCCUCAUUAAAAGGAUUAUCUGCAAUCGUAACCGGAGGAUCAUCAGGACUUGGGCUGGCUACAACUAAAAAAUUAAUUGCUGAAGGGUGCAAUGUGUUGGUGUGUGACUUACAAAAGUCUCCUCUGUUAUCAGAACUAGGCAGUAAUUGUGUUUAUUGUGAAACAGAUGUUGGCUCGGAAUCUGAUGCAAUAAAAGCUGUAGAUUUGGCCGAGAAAAAUUUCUCAAAACUCCAUAUUCUGGUUAAUUGUGCUGGAUCGGCAGUGGCCUGUAAAACAUUUAAUAUCAAACGGCGAAAACCUCAUCCACUGGAUUUAUUCGAGAACAUAAUAAAGACUAACCUUAUCGGUACUUUCAAUAUGAUUCGACUUGCAUCUGGUUUAAUGUUAGCGAACGAACCAGACGCUGAUAAUCAACGUGGUGUAAUAAUUAAUACUGCGAGUAUUUCAGCAUAUGAAGGUCAAGUUGGACAAGCUGCUUAUUCCGCAAGUAAAGGUGGAAUUGUUGGUCUUACACUGCCAGUUGCUCGUGAUCUUGCACGAGAAGGGAUUCGGUGUGUUUCCAUUGCUCCAGGUCUAAUGAAUACGAAGACAAUACUGGGAGAGCGUGGAUUUGGUCAUUCUGAACUCGUUUAUUUAAAUGAUAUUCAAUUGGCGAUACAGCGUAUGGGUAAACCGGAUGAAUUUAGUUCCUGUGUAAUGAAUAUUCUUCAAAAUCCAAUGAUCAACGGUGUUACCUUAAGACUUGAUGGCGGAGGGAAACUUAUAUUUUUAUAAGACUAUAUCAUAUUUUGCUUUAUUUUUGUAUAUAUAAUCGUGUUUAGACAAUACACAAACAGGAUAUAUAACCUUUGUACACAGCCACUUACAGAUAUACGUUGCAUUUAUCAAUUUUCCAAAUUAUGUUUCUUUAGGAUUAUUUGAUACUCCAUUACUUAACGCCGUGCCAAAUGCAGAAUUGUUGAAAAAGCUUUCAUUAAACCCGAAUCGUGUAGGUAAACCUGAAGAAUUUGCAAAACUUGUUGAAUCCAUCAUCUGUAAUCCAAUGCUUAAUGGUACAGUAAUUCGAUUGGAUGGAGGUGUACGUAUGCCUCCUUAAAUAAUUAUUUCUAUGUAAUUCUCAUCAUUACAAUCUAAAUAUGGCAUGUAUAUCAUUUUUUACACCUACAUAAAAAAAUUGCUUAGAUUCUCU
Molecule: messenger RNA, 3669 nt
Organism: Schistosoma mattheei
Lineage: Eukaryota; Metazoa; Platyhelminthes; Trematoda; Strigeidida; Schistosomatidae
Source: the annotation of a GenBank genome assembly